GUGAUCCAUUUUUAGUUGAUUACUGGCUAUGGUGUAAUCAAACAUUUUAGGGUCCAUCCCUGUGUUGAACAUUCCACUCUUCUAGGAUGGACAAUACUUAGAGCUAUGCUGGGAACUGGAUGAAAUAAGGCUCUGUUUCCUUUAGUGUCUCUUGUUGAAAUUCUUUGCAUUGUUCUGACUUCUCCAUUUACCUUAAUCUCAUUCUGAAGUUUUCACACUGGGGUGAUGCACUGGAUCAAAGGAGAUUCUGGGUGGACUUAAGAUGUCUUCAGUGGCCAGGCGUCGCAGAAGACAAUAUGGAACAUCUUCAGUAGCUAAAAGCAAGCCGUAUAAACCUUUGCUGCCGACUUCUUAUUCUCCCCAAGAGGGCUACUUAGAGGAGGGUGAAGACAUGCUAAGCAUUAAAGAAUUAUGGCAGAAUGUGGCUGAUUAUUCAAAAAGGAAUGAAGAGAACCAUGAGCGAUACCAGUCCACUCAGUUAGGGGAUGCCAGCGGCAGGAACACAUGGAAAGAAGAGCUUUUCCAGCACUUUUAUCAAGUGGUUCAGAAAGCCCGUGAUCGAGAGAGGCCUUCAGAUUGCGUUAUUGUUUCUAUCAACAACGAACAGAGGGACUACGCAACAGGCAUAGGUCAUCAGUUGCAGGAUCAUGGCCUUAUGGUGGAAAUGAUUCACCUCUCCUCGGAAUCGAGUCUUACGCGAGCACUCCAGGAAGUUAAAGAUGAUGGGUCCCCGUUUUGCAUUCUUGUCGAACAGUCUAAUGUAGAACUUUCCUCUUGCACCGUAAUUAUACUUGAUGAGUCUAUCAAAAUACAUCGUCAUAUGCCUCUGGAAGAUGCCCUGGUGCUGGUAGCUAAAGAAUACAGGAGAUAUUUCUCUAAACGGGAGCAGCAGGAACAUGCUGGAAUUGCUCUGCGGGCUGGAGAUCUCCUGGACGACUUCUUGGCUCGGGAGUGCCUUCCCAGCUACUCUGUCCCUUUGGGCAUUCAGCACCUUGUCUUCCUGUUGACUGAGGGAAAGCAUUUGCGUGGGAAUGAGUUAAACCUGCUCAUUGACUACCUGAAGACCAGGAAAGGGCAACUGAAAGGCUUUGAGACGCCCAAGUCUUUGGCUGGCAGUGAUCAUCCCUCAUUUCAAGGCAGGAAUACCCCAGUGGUGGGCAAGCCGCCUCCACUUCUUCCAACCCCUGGAAAGGGAUCCUUCUCAGGCCCCCAUCCCCCCUUUCCUGCCAGGCCCCCAUUGUUAGGGGACAGACCAGGAGGGGCCCUCCUUUCACUACCAGGAUUGGUCAGCCCCAAAGGUCUGUUUGUCCCUCCCCUGCUUCCAGCAGCCCCCUCCAGGAGACCUGUUCCUUUGCGAUGCCCCCAUCCCAAGCGUGCGAAGCGCCCACUACUUGGGGAGAAGCCAGGCCUUCUAGCACCACCUCCAGAGAGAAUAGGGGAGCGGCAGAGGGAGAAGGAGAGAGAGAUUCCCAAGCAGGCUCCAUGCCCAGCGCAGAACCUGACACGGGGCUCAAUCCCAUGAACCGUGAGGCUACGACCCAAGAGGAAACCACAGGUCGGCUGCUGAAUGACUGAGCCACCCAGGUGCCCCACCGUCUGGAAUGUUCUCAUCUCUUAACUCCACUGCUUUCAUAGGUGUUAGGGAAUCUCGUUUUGGGGGCUGGUGUGGGGAAAGCCCUUUCUAUUAGUCUGUACGAACCACCUCUGAACUUGUGCUUGGGGCUCAGAUCUGACCAGAGUUGCCAAAGGGAAACUGGAGCAUGGUUAUGAUGCCCUAAAGGAAGGACGCUGGGCAGUGAAGUUCAGUUCCAGGUGAGAAAGUGCAACUGGAAAAAUCCUCCUAUUUUAGUAGACUGAAAGUUGAGGGUGGUUUCCUAAGGGUAAUAUUUAUUAUUCAGCGUCCAGCCAGAGGGAAGUAAUCAACCUUUUUUUUUUAAUGUUUAUUUAUUUAUUUUUGAGAGAGCACAAGUGAAGGAGGGGCAGAGAGAGAGGGAGACACACACAGAAUCCGAAGCAGGCUCCAGGCUCUGAGCUGUCAGCACGCAGCCUGAUGCGAGGCUCGAACUCACCAGCUAUGAGAUCAUGACCUGAGCUGAAGUCGGACGCUUAACCGACCACAUCACCCAGGCGCCCCAGUCAUCAACCUUUAAAAGCAGUUGAGUUUGCUUUUCUGAAUUGAGAAAAAGUGCACAUGCCAGAACCACCUUUGAGUCCCAUGGCGCUGAGCUUCAUCCUGAUUUCUGCUUUUAGAGGAGGUGCAGCUUGUCUGGGAUUAGAAGCCUGUCCCUGGGGAGGGUGGUGACAAACAGGUGCACUGUGAUUUCUUUGGGUCUGUCUGGGUGUCUGGUGGAAUGCACUGUGCUGCUCUGGGAGCUCCCGGGAGGACAGGAAAAGAGACUGGCCUCUGCAAGCCGGACCUGCUCCUUAGGUUUCCAGCACAUUCCAUGGAUGGUGUUUUCCUGUCUCCACAGAUGCCAUUUUCUUGCCCCAGUUCUCCAAGCUUUGAAGUCUUAAGUUCUGGGGGCACCUGGGUGGCUCGGUCAAUUAGAUGCCCGACUUUGGCUCAGAUCAUGAUCUCACCGUUUGUGAGUUUGAGCCCGGCAUUGGGCUCUGUGCUCUCAGCGCAGAUCCUCUGUCUCUCCUCUCUCUCUCUCAAAAAUAAAUAAACGUUUAAAAAAAUCAA
Molecule: messenger RNA, 2683 nt
Organism: Neofelis nebulosa (Clouded leopard)
Lineage: Eukaryota; Metazoa; Chordata; Mammalia; Carnivora; Felidae
Product: nuclear receptor coactivator 5-like
Exons: 10
Coding region: 263-1522 (419 amino acids)
Source: RefSeq, a predicted model, not a curated record